AUGGGUACCGAUCCAUUCGGCCGACUUCCCUGGUUUGUCCUGCGAAGGAUCCUAUCAAACCUUCCCAGUCUACCAGCGCUGCAUAGCCUCUGCAAGGCGUCACCGGAUAUUGCGGGAUUUUUACACCAGAAUAAUGAUCUUUUUGCCCUGAUCGUGGAUGCGAUUAUCGACAAUCCGGUCCGCGAAAGGGGGCUGGCGCCACAUGUUCAGGAUAUCAUACGACUCAUUAUCCUCGUCUGGACUCCAAUGCAGGAACUAGAUACGGAUAUCCUUGGCAUUUUACAUUACGUUCAAGAGCGUCGCCUUGGAUACCCUUCUAAUCUCAAGACAACAUCUCCGUCAACACCCUCGGCUAUUCUAUAUCGCUCCUUCGCCUAA
Aspergillus nomiae NRRL 13137 is the source of this 378-nucleotide messenger RNA. RefSeq lists its product as uncharacterized. The record is from RefSeq and is a predicted model, not a curated record. Bases 1 to 378 code for a protein of 125 amino acids. Lineage: Eukaryota; Fungi; Ascomycota; Eurotiomycetes; Eurotiales; Aspergillaceae. The transcript has a single exon.